AUGCGCCAGUUUCUGGCGGCCCUUCUCUUCCUCUGCCUGGCUGCCUUUGGCACGGCUGCGGAUUACCAUGAGCAGCUUAACUUGCGACCGCUGCCCCUUUCCGCACUGCUGGCGAGCUUCAAUUUCCGGUCCAACACGUCGCUGACCGAUUUCGAGUCGCAAAACUUCCGCUAUUUUCCUCGGUCGCUGGGACAGAUUCUGCAAUAUGCUGGCACUCGCGAACUGCAUUUGAGAUUUAGUCUGGGGAGAUGGGACGCAGAGAGCUGGGGCAGCCGGCCGUGGGAUGGUCAGCGCGAGGGUGGAACGGGCGUAGAGCUCUGGGCUUGGCUCGAGGCGGAGACAGACGAAGAAGCCGACCAGAAAUGGUUGACCCUUACCAAUGCCCUUUCGGGUCUCUUCUGCGCCUCGCUGAACUUCGUCGACGGAACUCGAACCACCCGACCAGUCAUGUCCUUCCAGCCCGAGGGCGACCACCCGGAAGCUUCUAUACCGAACAUGCAGCUUCUGCAUGGUGUGCUUCCGAAGGAGGUGGUCUGUACGGAGAACUUGACCCCGUUUUUGAAGCUGCUUCCUUGCAAGGGCAAGGCGGGUAUCUCCAGCCUGCUGGACGGCCACAAGCUCUUCGACUCCUCCUUUCAAAGCAUGGCCAUUGACAUCAAGCCUGUGUGCCCUCCGGGCCAAGAUUGUGUUUUGCAAAUCGAGCAGACGAUCGACAUGGUUCUGGACAUCGACCGAUCUAAGCGCCCUAGAGACAAUCCGAUUCCCCGCCCCCCGCCGGGCCACGAACUCAAGUGUGAUACCUCGAAGCCUUACCAUUCCGACGACACCUGCUACCCCAUUAGCCACACCCUCGGCCAAGAGUGGAAUCUUUCCCAGCUCUUUGGAAAGCCAGUUAAGGGCAUUUGCCCCCUCACGGAUGAAGAUGUUCCCCCGGUGUGCAUCGAGGUCCCACAUUCGAGAGGCGUCUUCACUUCUGGCGGUGCUACAGAGCACCUCAACCCGAAUGGGGCGUCUCGAUGCUUCAAAUUUGGACCGGAAUCGGAGCUCGAGAUUGUUCUCCCUCUUGAGAACAAGGAAGGGCAGGAUGCUACGAACGAGCUGAUUGAGCCUGCAACCCCACUAAUCUAUGCUGAACGCAGCUUUACUGGGCAUGGCCAGGAACAUGGUGGAAUGCAGGCCAUCCUUACGAAUCCUAGCAAAGAUACCGAGGUUGAGUUCAUCUAUAUGGAGUCUUUGCCUUGGUUCAUGAGAGUAUACCUCCAUACCCUCAACGCAAGAAUUGAGGGGUCAUCGGGCUCUCAGCCAUCCAUCAUCGAGGAUAUCUACUACCGCCCCGCUGUCGAUCGCGCCAGGGGUACGCAACUGGAACUGCGCAUGCGCAUCCCUCCCGCCUCUACUGUCUUCCUCACCUAUGACUUUGAGAAAUCUAUCUUGAGAUACACCGAAUACCCCCCUGACGCAAACCGCGGCUUCGACAUUGCUGCGGCAGUGAUCACUACCCUAAGCCCGCGCACGCAAAGCACGCGGACAACUACCUUGCUGCUGAACCUUCCAACGCCGGAUUUCAGUAUGCCCUAUAAUGUCAUCAUUUUCACGUCGACAACGAUCGCUCUUGCUUUCGGCGGCAUGUAUAAUAUUUUAGUUCGGAGAUUGGUCGGCGCAGACGAAGGUCCUAGCCCGGCGCUGAAGGCCAAAUUAGGCAACCUUUUGAGCAAACUCAAGGGUAGAACAUGA
Messenger RNA from Colletotrichum truncatum, 1734 nucleotides. Its product is annotated as GPI transamidase component GPI16. Gene Ontology annotation, cellular component: GPI-anchor transamidase complex. The record is from RefSeq and is a predicted model, not a curated record. Gene Ontology annotation, biological process: attachment of GPI anchor to protein. NCBI's taxonomy places the organism in Eukaryota, Fungi, Ascomycota, Sordariomycetes, Glomerellales, Glomerellaceae.